This is a messenger RNA of Rhinocladiella mackenziei CBS 650.93, 1629 nucleotides long. RefSeq lists its product as uncharacterized. Gene Ontology annotation, molecular function: metal ion binding; poly(A) binding. The transcript has 2 exons. NCBI's taxonomy places the organism in Eukaryota, Fungi, Ascomycota, Eurotiomycetes, Chaetothyriales, Herpotrichiellaceae. Bases 1 to 1629 code for a protein of 542 amino acids. Gene Ontology annotation, biological process: regulation of mRNA stability. Gene Ontology annotation, cellular component: cytoplasm; nucleus. The record is from RefSeq and is a predicted model, not a curated record.
AUGUCGACAAUAGCUCUCGAGACGCCGCUGGCAGAAGCGCUGAGUAGUGCUGUCCACUCAAAGAUAGUCGAAGAAGGAUGGACGCAAGAGGAUGACACUUCAUUAGCCGAGUACAUUGUGCUCAUGCUUGCGAAUGGAAAGACUCAGGACCAAAUCGCAUCAGAGCUUGCAGGUGAAUUAUUACAAGAUGCCAAAGGAACCACGGAGUUUGCACAGUGGCUGUUCGAUCAGGUCAAUAUUCUUUCCAGUGGAGCGACCGGCGCCGUUCCCGCAGAAACUUUACAAUUGUCAGCGCAGGGUAGCCAAGCGGCCGCGCCAGAGUCGGCAUCUUCAGAAUCGGCUCAAAAUGGAAAUUCUUCGAUUCCUGCCGCAUACGAAAUGGACAUGGCUGAUAACGCGCCAGAAAAUGCACCUCGAGGGCCUAAAGGUCUCCAUGGAGGCCGACCAGCCGGCAGAGGCGGACGCGGAGGCGCGAACAACAAAUCUGGCGACUCCGUCUUACAUCGAGUCCGAGGGAACGAUCGGAUAAGCACACAUUCGAGUGUGCGAGGAGUACCCAAGGGACCACGGAACAUACAGAAUCGUGAUGUCCGCCCGGGCCUGCAAAAGGCUCUGAAUGGUAUGGGGAUGUCUGGUCCUGCGCAAGGAAUGCAGAAUCCGAUGAUGAUGAACGGUGCCCAGCCGGCUCAAGGAAUGAUGCAGAUGACUCCUCAGCAACAAAUGGAGUUUAUGGCUAUGAUGGAACAACAAACCCGCAUGCUUGCGCAAUUUACCGGUAUGAUGCCAAGUGGUGCCAGUGGUGCCAGUGGUUUCGCACAAGCCGGAAACCAACAACAAAAUGGCCAGGGUCGAUCAUUGUUUGAUAGGGUCGAACCUGGGCGUGGUCGUGGAGGAGCUCGAGGCCGAGGUCGAGGCGGCAAUAACCAAAAUGGACACACCAAAUCUCCCGUGAAACCAGGCGACAACGAUACUUCGAUGGAAGGCGACGGGCAAGUGACCACUACCGACGGGCCUUCAAUGGAUGUGGAACCAACGGCCGAGACAAAGACCAACGAUCCAUCGAGAACAAUGUGCCACUUCAACCUACGCUGCACCAACAAGGACUGCCCCUAUGUUCACCAGUCGCCCGCUGCUCCUGAAGGGACCGUGGUUGACAUGUCUGACACAUGUUCGUUUGGGGUGGCUUGCAAGAAUCCAAAGUGCGUUGGAAAACAUCCCUCACCCGCCCAAGUCAAGGCAUUCCAGGCACAAGAGCUCUGCAAGUACUUCCCCAACUGUACCAAACCGAAUUGUCCUUUCAAACAUCCAAACAUGCCCGUUUGCCGGUUUGGGGCCAACUGCAAAACGCCCAAUUGCCAAUUUACACAUUUGCAAAUUCCAUGCCGCUUCAACCCUUGUACGAACAUGCGAUGUCCCUACAAGCAUGAGCCAGGCCAACAGAAAUUAGCCAGCUUUGCGGAUUACUCUUGGACUCCCGACAAGCAGACCGAGCAGGACGCCGCGAAGGGACAUGUCAGUGACAGGAAAUUUGUGGACGAGCAAGCUGGUGAGGAGGAACUUAUCAAACCCGAAGGAACGAGCACCGAAACCAAUGGCAAUAUGGGUAUGAGAGAAGAAGUGAUUACUUAA